Molecule: messenger RNA, 843 nt
Organism: Coccidioides posadasii C735 delta SOWgp
Lineage: Eukaryota; Fungi; Ascomycota; Eurotiomycetes; Onygenales; Onygenaceae
Source: RefSeq, a predicted model, not a curated record
AUGGCUGGACGAAGCAACUUGCCUCCUUUGACGACAGCCCCCGAAAACCAAGGUCUGGUUAUUACCAGAGACAGUGGGGUCAAUUUAGAUGGCCACUUCUUCAAUAGCUUGACCGCAGCUAUGGAGUGUAUCGACAGCCAAGCUCCGCCCCGUCGUUAUGGCCUACAGCUGGAGCUAAUGAAUGCCCUUAUGAGGGUCACUGAUGUGGUUACUGACUUAGUGGCCCACUUCUAUCAAUAUGUCGAAAAAUCCAGAGAUUGGCAACAUGUUACAUACGCUAACUUCGAAGCCGACUUUCACGAUGCCCGAAAAGUUACCCUGGAUGUUGAACGACGCCGCAUUGACAUGCAGAAGAUCAAGGAUAGGCUUGUUGCUACAUGGGGCAUUGACAGGAUCGACGCCAUUUGGCCAAAAGUGGAGAGCCUCUGGGCCGCCCAAAAGCUUCGCCAUACCUUAAACAUCUACAAGGAUUGGGAUAAGUUCGCCAAUAACAUUAAUAGUGCAGUACUCCGAAGACUGGAAGCUACAGGAGCUGGACAUCACCGAAGCCUAGCUACAUUGCCAGGCGAUUACACUACAGCUGACAAAGAAGUCGACCGCAUUUGCGAACUCCCUUCAAGAGAUGCCCUGCGCCGCUCUCAACGCUCAAUCCAGGAUAUUGCUAGGAGCCCGCCUACUGCAAACAGCCCCCGGGGUCUACUGGAAGGACCACAAUCGCCAAGAUCACCAAGAGACGUUCCAAUGGGUGGGAUGUCUAUGCCGCAUAGCCGCUCUAUCACUAGGAAUCGCGCGUUGAGAGCUCUUGGGGAUUCCCAUGGUUCUCUGCAGCGAUACCCAGCAUAA